CUUUAUUCGUUACAUGAUGGUUGACUUGAAAAUGGGCCGUAAUAUGUAUGUUGCAAUCCUGUUCAUAGCCUGUUCUGUAAUAACCACUGUUUAUGGAUACGGGGCAUAUCGAGAUCAAAUACCUAACGGAAAUAAUGUACCACAUCCUUGUAAACCCAAUUAUAAGUGGAAUGGAGUUGGACACAGAAAUGUAGACGGUGGUGGAAACAGGAAUCCAUUUGGUGUAGAUUUUGCGGCUGCCAAUAGGAAAUGGACCACGACACUGUGUCAGAAAGAUUCUGAUGGUGAUGGAAAAUCAAAUGGAGAAGAACUCGGUGAUCCAAAUUGUGUGUGGACUGCUGGUGGUGUACCUUCCAGUACCGAAAAUCUAUCACACCCCGGUGUGUGUGAACCUGUGGAUGAUGUAAAAUGUAAAGAUCAAUCAGACUGGGUAAAUGAAGCAUGUGAAUAUGAUACUUUUGACUGUACUGGUAUUAAAGAACAGGGUGUUAAACAGAUGAGCUUUAGGUUCCCACCAACAACUGUACCGGCUAAAGAAACAACAUAUAUGUGUAUGGAAUUUGAGCUGGAUGUAAGUGAUGACUUUCAUUUGAUAGCAACUGAACCCAUCAUAAAUAACACCAAUGUUAUGCACCACGCAGUAGUUUUUGGAUGCGUUGACGGAAUUAGAGACACCAUACGUAAUAACACACACGAAUGUGGCAUGGUAGCUAGUAGAAAAUGUUCCCAGAUUUUGAGUAUAUGGACUUUGGGAAGCUCUGGAGAGUGUUUCCAUGACAAAGUUGGUUUUAGAAUUGGGAAUAAUGGAUAUAAGCGAGUUGCACUGCAGUUUCAUUGGAAUAAUCCCAGUUUAGUUGAUAAUUAUAUUGAUGAAUCUGGUAUGAUAUUAUAUUAUACUGCUAAUAAACGAGAAAAUGAUGCUGGUAUUUUAACUAUUGGAGCUGAUUAUUUAAACAUUCCACCUUUAACUGCUUCAACUGAACAGACCUCAGUAUGUCCUGGUUCCUGUUCCAAAAAUUUUAUGAAUGGUACAGUUUAUGUGGUUUCAGCUUUCAAUCACAUGCACUAUUUAGGUAAAUCUCAGAAGAUAGAAUUAUUUCGAAAUGGUGUUAAAAUACAAGAUAUAACCAAUGAUCCUGUAUAUAAUUAUGAUAGUCCAAUUGUUCAUGAAAAGGUAACAGCUAUAGAAGUUCGACCUGGAGAUACACUAUCCACAACUUGUACUUUCGAUUCACGAUCAAGGAACACUACCACCUAUUUCGGGGAUGCUACCAGUGCUGAAAUGUGUUAUGGAUUUAUAACAUAUUACCCGAAGAAAAAUUUAGACAAGGAUUUCUGCACUGCUUGGGAAACUCUUCCAAAGUGUUUUUUUGAAGGCGAUCUAAGUAUGGAUACCGAGUUUUACAAAGGAUGCGACGUUUUUUCGUUCCGGUCAGCGAGCAAUGUUGAAAGUUUCAAUUUUACAGGUUUGUUUAAUAUUUGUAAUGCCAGUUGUGAAUCUGAUUGUAAAAGAUACAUCGACUCUAUGUUUGAACACCCAUGCAUGAUCGAUGCACAAUUACAAUCUUACUUUUUACAAUUUUGGACAAUGUAUAAAUAUAAUAGAUUAACUGAUCUAUUGAAGGCCUGCUAUCCCGACGGAACACCAACUUUACCUCCUAUCACAGUGUCCCCUACAGAGGAGAAUUAUGGUUGUAUCCGUAGGCCUACAGGUGUUGUUUUUCUGAUGAUUGUUUUAAGCUUUUUCUUUUAUUUCUAAGCUCAAUAGCUUGGCUGUUGAAAAUCACAUUAGCUUUUUGCAAAGUGGACGCAGAGUCUUUAUAAUAUUAUUUUGCUUCAUUAUUUCGCCUUUUUUUUGAUCUCCUUUUAAUCCCCUGGUUCCCAACCUUGUGUGUUUUCAUCCCCUGGGGGUGUGGGACUAGGGUGUCAGGGGUGUGGCCAACUGGUGUCGGAGAAAAUUUUUUUUUUUGAGUUGAGAAAGCACCUCACAUCAUCACAUGCUACAAAUGUGGAUGAAACAAAUUUUUGUGGUUUCAAAGGUCCACGUGAUUGCUCCAGGGAUGUGAAGGCUGAAAUAGGUUGGGAACCACUGUUCCAAUCAGAACAGAAUAAUAAACCUUUUUAUUCUACAUUCAUUACGAUAAUUUGUCAAAGCUAUAUUAAUAUGAAGUUAAAAUAUUAGGGAUUAAAGGUUGUAACUUUGUACUAAUGACAAAGUUACGAAAGCACAGGCACAGGAUUUAAGUUUUAAGUUCAAUAUAAGAGUGUAGGCUUUGAUACUCAAACAAAAUCUUUGAUAUACACACAUCAAGAAACUCAACAAGAUAUCGCUUUUUUAUCGUUGUUAUUAUUAUGUAAUGCUUGUAAUUCCGUCUUUUUUAUAAGUAGUAUUUUAAUUGCUUUUAUGCCAUGUUACAUUAUAUAAUAUUAUAUAAUGUUCAUUUAUAAUAUUUUGUAUGUUAAAUUAGAAUUGUAGACAUUUUAUGCAACAAACAUAAACAUUGCAAUAUGUUUUUUUAAUUCCUGAACCCAAUCUAAAUACAAAUUUUAAGAAAUACGACAUUUUGUCUGUGGAACUUGGUUCAAUUUAAACGGCGUGUCUAAAUGAUCCAUUUUGCAAUUCCUUUGAUUAGCUAAAAUUAAGAUUUAUCAAGCCCAUCUGCGAAUCAAAUCAAAUUAACUUGAAUAGCCAAAAUUGAAAUUUGGUGUGAUUAUUUGCUAAUCAGAUUAUUCAAUCUAAAUUGAAUCAAGCUGUAGAAUUAUGUAAAUUGUGUGUAGUCCGUCCACAAUAUGUAAUAAACUAAAUAUUUCACGAAAAA
Lottia gigantea (owl limpet) is the source of this 2819-nucleotide messenger RNA. RefSeq lists its product as hypothetical. The transcript is spliced from 9 exons. Gene Ontology annotation, molecular function: dopamine beta-monooxygenase activity; copper ion binding. The coding region runs from base 14 to 1759 and encodes 581 amino acids. The record is from RefSeq and is a predicted model, not a curated record. Lineage: Eukaryota; Metazoa; Mollusca; Gastropoda; Lottiidae.